Messenger RNA from Poecilia reticulata (guppy), 6638 nucleotides. Its product is annotated as voltage-dependent calcium channel gamma-4 subunit-like. Gene Ontology annotation, cellular component: postsynaptic density membrane; AMPA glutamate receptor complex. Gene Ontology annotation, biological process: calcium ion transport; transmission of nerve impulse; neurotransmitter receptor transport, postsynaptic endosome to lysosome. Lineage: Eukaryota; Metazoa; Chordata; Actinopteri; Cyprinodontiformes; Poeciliidae. The record is from RefSeq and is a predicted model, not a curated record. Gene Ontology annotation, molecular function: channel regulator activity; voltage-gated calcium channel activity.
CCUUCUCUCUCUUUGUGGAGGCAAACCAGCUUCUCUUAUUUACAAGGUGGCUUGAUUUUGCUGUUCGCUACAGGUUACAGGUUUUGGAUAUUUGCUGUUUUUUUAACUGACAAAGAAAUCAUUUUAGACUGAGAAAGGCUUGUAUUCACAGGGAAUGCUUUUGCACAGAAGCAUCCCCUGGUUUUCAUACUCAUUUCUCAUCUGUUAAUCGAAUUCACCGCCCACCUCAUCUCAUCUUCUUUCUUUCAGUGUUUGCUUUCUUCACUUUAUAUUCCCCGUCCUUUGGUUCUGUUCAUCUCUCUCUCUCUCUCUCUUUUGUCUUUUCUGGCAGUCUCUCUCAUUUGCUCCCUCCUCACYCCACCUUCCCAACGCCACCUCCUUCUUGCCUCUCUCAGUUGCAGAAGAUGACUGCCAUGGCAAUUCAAUAAGAGGAGCGGACAGCGAGUGAAGCACCCACCACUUGCUAAGAACAAGCGAAGGAGUGCCCAAAAUAAAAAAGAAAAAAAAAGAAGAAAAACAGAGAAAACUAAAAAGAAAAGAGAUCGCAAAAGAAGUAGGAAGGGCUCAAAUUCGAGGAAGUGGCAGUGAAAAGAGAGAAGGAGAAAGGGGAGAGAAAGCAAAGGAUAAACGGUGGAUGGAGGCGGUUCGGACCGGGGUUACGAAGCUCUCUUCACUGACGAAGAAGAAGAACAGCAGCAGCAACAGCAGCAGCAGGGGGGACAGGAGAUGGAGACGAAAGGAAGAAGCAUGCCCCCAGACGUCAGUUUCCUUCCACGCCCUGCGAUGGUUUGGUGGGAACGAGGCAUCCAGGUGCUGUUGACCACUAUGGGGGCCUUUGCGGCAUUUGCUCUCAUGACGGUGGCCAUCGGCACAGAUUACUGGCUGUAUGCCCGCGCAUUCAUCUGCAACAGCACAGCCAACUCUUCCCAGGAGGAUUCCUCCAGCAACAAGGACAAGAAAGACCCCGGGGCUCUCACCCACUCUGGCCUCUGGAGGAUUUGCUGCCUUGAAGGCUUGAAGAGAGGUGUGUGUUCCCAGAUCAAUCAUUUUCCCGACGACGCAGACUAUGACCAAGAUGCUGCAGAGUAUCUGCUUCGUGUGGUUAGAGCUUCCAGUAUCUUUCCAAUCCUCAGUGCCAUAUUGCUCCUGUUGGGCGGAGUGUGUGUUGCUUCCAGCGGCUUCUACAAGAGCAAAAGGAACAUUAUUCUCGGAGGAGGAAUUCUUUUUGUAGCAGCAGGGCUUAGCAACAUCAUUGGCGUGAUAGUAUACAUCUCUGCAGCUCUCAGCGACAUUUCUCCAAAGAAAGACGAGGAUAAGAAGUGGCACUACUCUUACGGCUGGUCAUUUUACUUUGGCGGUCUGUCCUUCAUCCUGGCUGAGAUGGUUGGAGUCCUGGCUGUCAACAUCUACAUUGAGAAGAACAAGGAGCUGCGCUGUCGCUCUCGCACUGACCUCUUCAAGAGCACCACGCAUGCCAUGCUGCGUCUGCCCAGCUACCGCUUCAGGCGGCGCUCCCGCUCCAGCUCCCGCUCCACCGACCCGCCCCGUUCACAGGAGACCUCCCCCGUUGGAGCGUCCAAGACCUUCACUCUUCCUCCGUCUGCUCCUCCCUUCUCUGUUGCCACUCUGCCCAACCCACACCACAGCAGCAGUGGCGGGAGUGGUGGAGGUGGUGGUGGUGACAUCUCCAUGUACACCCUGUCAAGGGACUCCAAGCUGGGGAGCCUGGGAGGAGGAGCCCCACCUCUCUACGGCACGGUGGACCGGGCCACGCUUUAUCAGCUUCACAAUUACUUCCCGAAAGAUUCCAGCGGCAGCAGCGGAGGCGCGGGCGGAGGGGCGGUGAUAAGCAGUGGUACGCUCCCAUCUCACUCUAAGUCCAACUUGGCAGCUGCAGCAGCUGCUGCUAACGCUGCGCCACUGAAUACCUCCACCGCAGCUGCGGCCCCGGCCCAGGCAGCCCCAAUCUCAACAGCCACAAUGGAGCGAGACAGGGGCAACGUUGGAACCCUGGACCGGCUGACAGCCAAAAGGGACAGGGAUAGCAACUCCGACACACUUAACAGGAAAACAACACCUGUUUAAAGUGGAACCUCAGAGAGAAGGGCUGGAAGAGCCUCAAAAAGUAUAAAAAGUUAGGGCUUAAAAUGGGUGGGCAACAUUUCAACAGUAAGGGUUGUUGUCCUUGAGUCUGGGAGUAUCUAGCUGCCAUAGAUAGAAUAUCAUAAACAGUCAUAAAAAACCUAAUACUCUGUGGACAUUGAUGACAACUGCCUGCCUUAAAACCAUCGAAACAUUCAAGUCAGUGUUUUUUACUUUUGUUUUCUCUUUUACUAAACCAGUUGUGCAAAUCUGAUAAAAUAACCCCAGAGACAGAAGAGAACAGUUUAUACCUUUAAUUGCCCUGGUAUGAAUCUGUAGAGUUUACUCAUGUAAUGUCCCAUCUGGCUUUUAUAAUGUCCGUAAGAGUCCAGAAACACUCAAAGAUGACCAAUAAUAAGACAUGCCAAGAUGAUACAAGCCAUAGUUUUGUCACAUGUCUGUUCAAAGGAACAGAAUGUCACAAAUUAUUGCCACGUUUAGAGUUUUUCAGGGACCAAUUCUAGAUCCUAAGUAGCUGCUUGACCUCUGGUCCACAGAGUAACACUUCACUCACAUCUAACCCAGUGUUAAUGUCACACAAGGGAGCAGUGUGACUCACUACAAGACCAUUUAUUUUUAAUGACAUGUUAGAUAAAUAAAUGUGUCCAGGACAGACUUCAAGCUUCACUUUGAAUAGUUCUGUACUCUCUGUCACUCUGCGUCUGCCUUGCUAAAGCAUUUCUACUCAAUUUCUUUGUUUAUAGUCACAAACUUUAAUGUAUUUUAUUGGAAUUGUGAAGUGAAGCCAAAUUAUGCAUCUGUGGGGGAAUUCCCCAAUAUGGCUUUUAAAGAAUGUUACGCCAAUGAAAAUCUAAAACUUAUUCGUACUAAACAAAAAUCCAGCGAUGUUAACUUCCUUCAGAAUUCGCCUAAUUACUGAAUAAUUUGUGAAACUUAAUGUCAAUGCACCUUUUCUAUGCAGGCUUCACGCAUAUAUAGGGAGAUAUUGCUGAGCAACUUGCUAUUAUGACCCCCAGUUUCACCAUCAGACAGGUCAGGGUUCAUGUCGAACAUUUCAGUUCCCUUUUCAGUCCAUCAUCUGAAAUAGAAACAGAACAACUACAAAGUUGUCACGACAUGGAAAAAGCAGCCAUGACCCAUGGUAACUCUGGAAUAACACAAAGUCGACCUUUAUUGAAAAGGUGCAAGAAAAAUCAAAGCUUUCUUAGGACAUGUUUAUGGCAAAUUUGAAGGAAGGUUGUGUUUAGGUGAGACCAAAAAUGACUUAAAUCCAAAACACUAUAGCUACAAAUCAAUAUGCCACAUCAUCACUGCCCACAUAAAUAUUAUGGUAUCAGGAUGAUGCUUUUAAAUUAUUUUCAAUACCAAAUCAAGCCAUACUUUUAAGAUUUGUCUUUGAAAACUGGAGUUAAAUCAUUUUAAUUUCACCAUUAUGCAUAACCAUGUAUUUAUUAAUUACUCCAAAUCUGAGUAAAAUGCAAUACAGUUUGUGACUGGAUGUGACAAAAUGCAAAACUAGUUCAAGAGGUAUGAGGACUCCUGACCUUAUAAACAAACAACAUAACCUAAUAUUCAUUUAUUUAUUGUUUAAACAAGAGACUGUUAAAAGUGCAUGUAUGCCCAAACUGAGACUGAACUUAGAUUACUAGUUUUCCAGUGUCUGUCAAGUAUUUCAUCUUUUCUUGUGAAACAUCAGGAUAUCCAAGAUAUUGUAUAGGUAAAGUUAGGGCAGGUAUCAGCUGUGGAAAAGUAUAUUUUUUGAAACGAUCAGCUGAAGUUUCUCAGUUAGGGAAUGAUCAUAAUUGCAGCUAUAAGUGCAAUGAAAAUUAAUUGCAGAUCACAAGUGAGCAGCUGCACUUUUGACUCUGCUCAUAAAUUAUGGUCACGGUGUGUCAUCAGGAAGCCUCAGAGUCAAAGGAAGUUUUAUUCUCAUAGAGAGAAUGUUGUGCACAUAUAUGAUAUUUAAUUGGUUUAAAUGUUUUAGGGCAUUUUAUGACUGCUUAUGACAAUAAUUAGAUACUGGAGGCUCAAAGGCAGCAUCUGUUGAAUGUUCUUGCUAAGGGCUGAAAAAGCAAGCAACAGGCUGGGGUUGGGAUCAAUUUACACUCAGGGGGUGAAAUUUUAUUUAGAGUCAAAGGUUAAAAAUUACAGUCAUCUGUUGCUCUGUACAAAAUAUUGACUUAUUCAAACAAUCUGUGUAACAAUAGUAUCUAGCACAUCACUAAAUAGGGGAAUUGCAAGAAGUUAGUCAAAUUUCAGGUGAAGCACAUCCUACAGGGUAUUUUUAAGAUGGUAUACUAAAUAGUUAAAAUCUGAAAAAUACAUUUCUGAUUUGAUUUCCCAGACAUUCAGCAUUAGACUCUUAGAUUGUUGUAAGUUCCAGACUGAUGUACAGAAAUCUGAAUGCAGUUUGAACUGAACACAUUAGCCCAACUCUUGCUAUGAAGAAGGAAGAGAAAAAGAGCCUCUGCUCCAAUUCCUCUCCCCUCUGUCUUUCUAUAGCUAUAACUAUAUACUGUUUAACAAAAUAGAACAAUAAAUGUAUUAUAAAAUAGUAGAAAAAAAAUCCACACAUACAAAAACACACAAAGUCUGUAAAUGGUAAACUUUGAGUUUUGACAUCAUUAGUGGACAUGAGGAGUGACGACCAUCUCUGGGUUACAGGAGAUUGUAACUCUGAGUGUUGCCAUCAUGUUCUUGGUGUUUUUAUGAUCAUGCUGGUUGUUGCAGGGUAUUUAUACAUUUAGAUGACAUUGUUUUUAUUUUAUUUUCACAAUCAUCUUCAUUUCUUUUCUCCUGCUGUUGGAAUCAAAAGUUGUAGUGUCACAUCAAAACUGGUGCAUAAAAAGAGGACGGUUAGUGAGUCUACAUAUUCUGUUUUUAUUAAAUAUCUUUAUUGUUGUCUUUGCAUUUGUUUAUGCUGGGAGAGGUAAAUGAGCAUUUAUGCUCCACAUCUGCAAUGCUCUGCUACGACCUAACGCGCUCGGACUGGGCACUGCCCAGUUCAGCCUCUGUGGCUGACUGGUUAACAGCUAACCUGGGUCAACUCGGGGUCACGUGCCAUGCUCAAGAGCACAUCUAUAUGUUGUUUUAGAAAAGUGUUUACUUAUUUUUUUCUUCAAACGAUCUAUUGUUCUAAUAAAUCCAUGAUAAUAAAUGGACAAAUUUUAGUGCACUUUUUUUCAAAACUAUUAUGCUUUUUUAAUACCUAAUAUUAUUUUACUGAAAGUAUAACACUUUGCUUUACUUCUAUGUUUUAUGCUAUGGGUUUGACUUUUUAAAAAUGUAUUGGAUUAUUUUUUAUCAAAUAUUAGGAUUGGUUUUGUUCUCUAUUUAUAAUUUGUCUUCAAUAAUUCCUGUUAAAUGUCUAUUGUAUCUUUUUUUAUCUUUUCUGUCUUUCUUCCACUUUAUUGUCAUCAUUUCCUCGUAGGAAAUGCAUAGAUGUUUUACUUUUGAAACAUAACCAACGUAGCCUAAAAUCUGUGUUUUUUAUUGUUCUAACUAGUGUAUACCUGUAGGUGAUAGAGUUUAUAUUAAUAUAUUUAUUUUGCUGGUGGUAUGGAUCAAUAUUCUUAAUGUCAUAUUCUUUCAGAGUUCCAACUCUUUUAUCUUGGGACUAAAAAGGUGACAGUGGUCCCUGCGACAGAUAUUUGGAAACCUUAGUGCUGGCAAAGUGAGCUGCCUGUAGUCUGUGUUGGUGAUGCUAAAUGUGUUCACACAGUAAACAUUAAGUACAACAAGCUACAUCUGUUAUUGCUAAGGCACAAAUGUGUGUAAAUACUGAGAUGUAGGCAUGGGCUGGUAAAUUUAUCACUGUUUCUUGGUACUGUGGCAUUUGUAAAAAAAAAAAUGUUUAAAUACAUUUGUAUAACAUGAUCCAAUAUCUUGUAUGUAAAGCAGAUAAGCACCAGUUAUUACUGUUCCUGCCACAAUAAUACCAUGUGUGGUGCUCCUAUAGUUUUCUUCUUUCCUCUGUUGUCAAAAAGGAAAAAUAUGGUUGUCUUCUUUCAACCAAGAAAACACCCAGCAGCAGCUGAUUGGCAGCAACAGGUAUUGCUUUUUGCUGCACACAAGAGAAAUUGCUUGUCAUUCUGGCACUUUCUCUGGCACAUUUCAAAUUAUAGAGAGUAAUGACAAUGUUUUGAAGCUAACAUUUUAAACUUUGGUAUUCCUUGAUACCUGGUAGCCACCCCGUGCCUACUGACAUGUGUCCUAAGCUUACAUAUGUUUUGUGACGUGUUUGUAAUAACUUUGUCUGCUAGACAUUGUUUUAUUUUAUUUCAUGGUUUUGUACCAAUGUUAAAGCCAUUCUGAGGCCAAUGUGAAAACCAAGUUCCUUUUCCAGCACUUUGGCUACUGACACAAGCCCAACUUGAAGCUCUUCAGAGAGAAAACUGAGAUGGAUUCAAGAAAGGAACACUAAUGAUAAAAGGAAGCAAUACAAUAUACAGAUUCUCUCUGGAAAAGACGACAAAAUACAAGUAUAUACAAAAUAUAAAUAUAUAGAUAUAUUCAAUAAAGAUCUCUAUGUAUAA